This is a messenger RNA of Hemicordylus capensis (graceful crag lizard), 5917 nucleotides long. It is a transcript of the gene ZFP91, whose product is annotated as ZFP91 zinc finger protein, atypical E3 ubiquitin ligase. The record is from RefSeq and is a predicted model, not a curated record. Gene Ontology annotation, biological process: regulation of transcription by RNA polymerase II. Gene Ontology annotation, cellular component: nucleus. NCBI's taxonomy places the organism in Eukaryota, Metazoa, Chordata, Lepidosauria, Squamata, Cordylidae. Bases 746 to 2503 code for a protein of 585 amino acids. The transcript is spliced from 11 exons. Gene Ontology annotation, molecular function: transcription coregulator activity.
UUUGUCACCGACUUUCACCCGCCACACGACGGUGCUUUUUUUUUCUUAAAGGAGAAGCUACAGUGUUUUUGUUUUGUUUUUUAAAUCUCCCCAAGCAUGGAGCUUUGAAACCUGCGAACGAUGUGAAAACCAGAAAACACGUUUUCGGAAGGUACCGGCUAACAUUUCGUUUUACUCCUUCAAACAGAAGCUUAGGGAUAUCAGACUGGUCCAAACUGCGGGGCGAGUGGGGGAGGCGACGUUGAUAGGACUAAUGGCUACUCAGAAAUACUGUCUGUGAGCAGUACUAAUUGUUUCGCAGCUCGAGGCAGAGCACGCACGCAGGAUCUGUACAACGGUGUGCCUUCAGCAGGGUAAAGAAGGGAAUCUAAACUUGGCGCGAGAGACAUAACUGUUAAACGGCUCUCAAUUCUACGAAGCGCGCGCCACGGCCAGGAAUCAAGACAGCGCGCGCGCGCUCCCGACAAGACUAGCCCGUUGAUUGGUCCAUAGAGUGCCAGCCCGGCUUGCUGUUCUGAUUGGUCAGCCUUGGAGAGGGGUGGGGGUGUGUGUCUUGCAUCGUCUCUCCUGAUUGGCAGGCGUAAGGGGCCUUGCGUUCAGCUUGAACUCCGAACCUCUUGCUGAUUGGCCUCGGUCCCACGCGCGGCGGGAGGGGGGUCUGCCGUACAGAGGCGGUGUGAGCGGCGAGGGCUGUCAGGGCCAGGAGGGGGAGUCGCCGCUGGGGUUCCCUCCGCCAGCUGCUCUGAUGCCGGGGGCGUCCGAGCAGCCGGGGACCCAGGAGGAAGAGCCGCCGCAGCAGCCGCCACAGCCAGAGAGGGAAGAGGCGCGGACUCCGCCUCCCAGCGGCCGCCGGCGUCCCCCGCCCCCUCCCACAGCCGCCGCCGAGCAAGGGGAGGAGUCUGGCGGCAGCCGCGUUCUCCGGGGGGGCCGGGAGCGGGGCCGGGCCGCGGCUGCUGCAGCUGCAGCCGCCGCCGCCGCUGCAGCCUCUCGCCGAAGGAAGGCCGAGUAUCCCCGCCGUCGCCGCAGCAGCCCCGGAGCGCGACAGAGCCAGGAAGGUGGAGAGCUGCCGCCCGCACCCGGAGCUGAGACUGCACAACCGCCAACUGCCACUCCGCCUGGCGCUGCCUGCAGGAAGGCGACCCCGCGCGGCUCGUAUCUAGAUAAAGCUACAGUAAAAGAUCCCAAAGAAGAGACUGAAGAGGAAGAAGUAUCCAAUAUUAUUGCUGCUGGAACCCCAGUUAGCACAGCCAGGCCCAGUCGGGGCUGGCGCAGCAACAGGGCAGCUGCUGUUGUUCGCCAGUGCGACACAGAGAAUUCACGGAGCUCUAGGUCCAAGACUGGGUCCCUCCAGCUCAUCUGCAAGUCAGAACCAAACACAGACCAGCUAGAAUUUGAGGUCACAGAAGACCAUCCGUCUCCAUCUGGAAUUAGCGAUGAAGAGGAAAUGCUCAUCAGUGAAGAAGAGGUUCCUUUCAAAGAUGAUCCAAGAGAUGAAACUUAUAAACCCCACUUAGACAGGGAAGUUCCGAAGCAAAGGAAAAAAUCAGGAAAGGGAAAAGAAGAAAAAGAGAAACAGAAAGAGAUUAAAGUGGAAGUGGAAGUAAAAGAAGAAAGCGAGUUUCGGGAAGAUGAAGAGCCACCCAGAAAGAGGGGAAGGAGGAGAAAAGAUGACAAGAGCCCACGACUUCCCAAAAGGAGGAAGAAGCCCCCAAUACAAUAUGUACGCUGUGAGAUGGAAGGAUGUGGCACGGUUCUUGCACAUCCUCGUUAUCUGCAGCAUCAUAUCAAGUAUCAGCAUUUGCUGAAAAAGAAAUAUGUAUGUCCCCAUCCUUCUUGUGGGCGACUCUUCCGGCUCCAGAAGCAGCUUUUGCGGCAUGCCAAACACCAUACAGAUCAAAGGGAUUAUAUCUGCGAAUACUGUGCGCGUGCUUUCAAGAGUUCCCACAAUCUGGCAGUUCACCGAAUGAUCCACACAGGCGAGAAGCCAUUACAAUGUGAGAUCUGUGGGUUCACCUGCCGGCAGAAGGCCUCAUUGAACUGGCACAUGAAAAAACAUGAUGCAGAUACCUUUUACCAGUUCUCAUGCAAUAUCUGUGGAAAAAAGUUUGAGAAAAAGGACAGCAUUGUAGCACAUAAGGCCAAGAGUCACCCAGAGGUGCUUAUUGCUGAAGCAUUGGCAGCCAAUGCAGGUGCCCUCAUCACCAGCACUGACAUCCUGGGCACCAAUCCAGAAUCCAUUGUCCCACCCACUGAUGGCCAGGGCCUUCCUCUUCUUCCUGAUCCCCUUGGAAACACUGCUCCUGGAGAGUGUCUACUGCUGAACCCUGAUGGGAUGCCGAAGGCAUAUUGUAGUGGGGGUGACCGGGUCAAUCUGAUGGCAGAUGGAAAGAUCUUUGUUGGCAGUGAUACUGGCGAGAGUACAGAAGGGCUGGUCAUGAACACGGAGAUCCUUGGAGCCACCACUGAAGUUCUAAUUGAAGAUUCUGAUUCUACAGGACCUUAGCAGAAAAAGAGCACAUAGGUGUUGAGGCAACUCAAACUUGUAUUUAAAAGAAUAAACGAGAGGGGGGGAAACCUUAUUCAACAUAGAAAAGCUAAACAAAUUAAAAUUACUAGUCAGAUAACUAAAGGGCCUGCUCCCCCUCUGCCCCAUCUCACCCCCUUCCCAGAGUGGAUCACUGCAAAUUCUUUCACAGUCCCUUCUUGGAGAGGAAUGUUGCCUUUACACAGACUGACAAAGCAAAGGAAUUCCUGCGAUGCAGUGAUGGGAAGCAGCCAGAGCCUAUCCCUCUCCCUGCCUCCCCAAAGUAAGCAAACUUCUUGCUUCUUGACCACAUUGCAAGCUUGAAGGUGUUUGUGCUCUGGACCAGUAUCUCAUUCUCAGAACCCUCUUUUACUCCUUCAGUCGCAUCAUCCUGUUCUAUGCAUUAUUGAAUUCUGACCCUUGUAGGCUCUUAUUUUUCCUUCUAGGGCUUGGGAGUAUAGCUUGGCACUUUAGGACCCCUCAGCAGGAUGAGCUGGAAGACACCAUGUAUUCCCUCUCUCUCAUCUUUCCCUUCUGCCUCUCUUAAGGAAAGAGAGGUUAUUGGCACUCUUGUUGCACCCCCCCUUUUUUAAAAAAAUAAAUGAGGGGUGCCAUCCUUUUGUAUAAUUGCUCUGGCUGCAAAAGUCCUGUGUGGCAGGGGCAGUGAGAAUGGGUGCUAGGCUGGUUUAAAAAAAUGCACUUUGAACGUGUCCUUGUGUUUAAGUUGGGAUAACAAAUUCCUUAUUUAUUUGAUUUUUUUUUUUUGUAAAGGUCUGUUUUAGUUGCUGUCUAGGGAAGACUUUUCUUUCAGAACUGAAAUAUUUUGUAAGGGGUAUAAAACACAAGCAGCUUCUUUGGCAAACUGUGUUUAGGAACUGUCCCUCACUGCUACUGCUAGCAGUAUAGAUCCUAGUGAAUACUGAGGAAGCCUGUUUUCUUCAGCAUUUUUUUCUUGUUUGGAGAGAGAAGUCUGAUGCAGAAGUGAUGGUUGCUUCAAAGCUUUGACCUGCUGCAGUCAUUAAUUCCUUCCCCAACUUCCUAACCUUCUGCUCACUUCAUUGCAUUGUUAGCUUUGCCGUUCCCUCUGGCCUUGAUGGGCUAAUGCCAUUAAGAGCAGGCAAGCCCAAUCCUGCGGAGGUUUAACAACUGCUAAAUAGCUUGACAGUCCUCUGACACACUCUGCCUCUUAGCCCUUUGAGCCAGUCUUUAAAACCUACUUAGAGGUAAACUGACACUGGGUGGUGGCAACAACUCCAGCUCUCCUCAGCCAUGCAUUCAAUCUUCUCUCACUUAGCUGCACAUUUUUUCACUUCUGUGAACCUAAGUGGCUUGGAUAUCACCAGAGCACAAGAUGUGUAGAUGUUUUGUACGGAAUUCAGAAGAGCAAUGAUGAUCUCCUAAAGAUUUACUUAGGAUAUUAUUUGUGGGAACUCUUGGCUGCUGUCUGAGAGCUUGAGGUGGCACACUAUCCUUGUGAUUUAGUUUGCUUUUUAGUGGCCUAGGGUUUCACAUGACCAAGGACUGAGUUAAGGAAUUCUCUUUAGCAUGAUUAUAAUUAAACUAUUUCAUGUUGCCAACUUGUGUUAGUAAGGUGCUUAUACUGAAGGACAAAACAAAAGUCUUGUAGUCUAGGGCUCUGCUUCACAAAGUUGUGAAUCCUACUGUAAUGCUAGCUAGCAUUAUCAGCUCUCAUUCCUAGCCACUCCUUUUUACAACACUGCUUAUCUAGCGAGAAGUCUAGAUGCAGCUCCUUUACUUAGUUGGAAGCUAAGCAUCAAUAGGGUAUUACACAAAGCACUAAAAUGAGGCAACCUUUUGCAGCCUACUAGUAAUUUUCACCCACCCCUAUCCUCCCUUUUCUGCAACCUGGUCAGCAAUCUGGCAGGCUGCAAUACAUGGCUGGUAUUCUGCCUGCAGCCUAAAUGCUGCAUGGUGUGCAGGCCUGACAUGGGUCACAGUUUAUGAUUGGUGGCUAGAAAGGUGUUUGCAGUUGAAGGCUGGUUCUAUGCACUACUGAGGAGACUGCUCUCUAUCUUGGCUGUAUUCUACUGCUCUACCAUGAAAAACCAUUCAUAAUAUGGAUCUCCCUCACUCACUCACCCCCCCCUCCCCCACGGCCCAGCAUUGUAGAGGCUUGUGAGUUUUCAGGAAACAUAUGUUGUAGGUAGUAGGCAAACUACCUGAAGUCUGUUCCCAUUGUUGGGUUACCUACUGGUCUCUUGGCUGCCUUUCCUAGACAGCUCUGUUGAUCUUUUUUUGAGGGGGGCAUUUUUGUGUGUGCAUGUGUGUGAGUUUUUUGUUUUUGUUAAAGUAACCUUGUCUUGUGUUUAAUGACAACAGCCCCUUGCACUCUCAGGCAGAUAAAACUGUUGCAACUUCUACCCUGGAUUUAUGAACUGAACUAUUUGUUCCUGACAUAGAACGUUCCUGAUGCUUCCCCUUCAUGUUGCUCCCAUUGUAGGCAUGCAGUUUUGCUUCAAUCAAUUAUUAUAGUCGUUGCAAUAAACUAUUUGUGUUUUCUUCUAGGAAGCUUUUUUCCCAUGGGAAGGAAGCAUGGUGCUGGGAGCUGAGGCUACUUAAUCUCCUUCCCUUUUUAAUAUGGGAUAGUUUACAGUAACUAAUUUUGACAUUGACCCACUCCAGAUGCAAUCUCAUAAUCUUGUCCUAUCUGUACACUCAUUUUGGCUUUGUAAGCAUUGGAUUCCCUUCCUGUUAAUGUUUUGGGGUGGUAUGCAUCUCCCCUUCAGGAACUGACAUUGACUUACUUCCUAGUCAGAUGAGUAGGGAUUCUCUUUUCAGCAUUUUAUCUGACCAGUGAUAGAAUAGAAUUGAUGAGAACAUGAAGCUCAGGAGUUUUGCAGAGACUAGCAUAUUUAAUGCAUGAUAAAUGGUUUGUCACUUUAAACAGUUCCUAAUCAAUGGCACAAUGCUGAAGCCUUUUCAGUGGGGAGAAAAAAAGGGGAGAAUUGUUAAAUCCUCGGAGAAGCUUUCCAAGGUGAUAGUGAAGAGCUGGGGCAAACUGCACUAGCAUUGUGAAUCCUACCAGAUGGGGUGAGGAUUUGCAAUACUUAGCAGAACUACCUGAAGUAGUAGCCACUGGGUGGCAACAGAGCUGUGUUGCAUUGUGGCACACCCCUAUUUUUUAGUGUUUAAGUGAAGGGAUGCUUGAGUUGACAAGUCUUUGAUUGCUUAAAAGCCUUGUUGCAUACAAAAUUUUCCACAAAGUGAUGGUGGAGAUUUGGGGUAGGGUACAAGGGGGAGGGGCAGUGAUAAAUCCAUGUUGAUAAAGAGUUGUGUAUACAAAAAGUAAAUAAAAUAAUAAAAAGGGAUGCUCUGUUUUCUAUCUUGUAUUUUUUUAAAAGCUGAGUAAGACAUAAUAAAGAGAAUAAAUCA